GAAUUUGCUCUUCUAGCUGAUACCGAAGAGUCUGACGACCAAACAUGGGAUAGCGAUUUUACUCCUGCAGAUUACUGGAAGUGUGUGAAAUGUAACAAUAAACAAAACAAUCCUAUGUACCGUUACUGCGAGAGGUGUUAUCAGGUAUGUGGAACAAGUCAAGUCGAGUCAUGUUGUUGAAUAUUUGUAAAUCAUAUUAAGUUUUUAUAAGACGUUUAGCACAAAACCAUUUAAAUGAAGGCAGGCUGACUGAGCGAUAAUAGUUGGAAACAUAUACACGCGUUUCGUACUAGGAUCGCACACCAAUCGUAAAUUGAGGAAUCUUUUACAAUCAGUUAAAAGUGUAUUUUUAUUUGUUAAUUCCGAUGUAUGGAAGAUGUACCUAUUGCUUAUCUUAUCCAUGAAAUUUGAACCACUCCUGCCUUCUAUGGUUCGAAGUAGAAUCAGCAAUUUUAAAAAGUAAUCACUGAAUGUAGCUCUAACUUUGACUAACCUUUCCAAUUUAGUACCUACUUGAAAUAAAAGAAAUACACAUGUGUAAAUUAAUAAUUUUAUAGUAUGCAAUUUUGAGAUAUCUCAAUUACAUAGUGAUAGAAUGUUUGCAAUAUCUCUAUCUUUCGUCGAGGAAGAAAGAGAAAAACCAUUGAGAGAGUAUAUAUGUCAGUGUUUUUUAUAAUGUAAACGAUAUAGCCGUAAGUAAUUCAUACGAAAAAUAUUUUUAAAAAAGAAGAUCAUUGAUCAUGAAACAAAAAUAAGCUUCAAAAAAUCAAAAAAACAAGUUUCGAUAAAAAAAAUAAACCACAAGCUUCGAUAGAAAAAAGGUUCGACAAAAAACAAUUUUAAAAACAAUUAAAAAAAAUAAUCAAACACAAUUUAAUUCAAAUUGCACAAUAUUCGGAAACAAUUUAAGAUAGAUGAGUACUCAGAAGGAGGGCAAAAAUAAAAAAAAAACCUUUUCUGAUUUGUUCUGAACAAUCGAUUCACGGAUUAGUUGUCGAGAUGGAGAAUAAAAUUAAGCGUAUUCAACGUUUAAGGAGCCUACUCUCAUUGACAAUGGAAAAAACUGGAUACUGGACAAAAUGGCAUACUACAUAUAGCCCCUACAUCACGUCUCCUGGAUUUCUUCACACGUGCUGUGAUCGAAAAGGUGAUUGUUAAAGGUGCCCGAAAGAUGAUGGCAAAUGUGGUUGGAAACCAUUAGGAACAAAAUGUGAAACAGAACACACAGUAGGAGUAUACUCACUUUGGAUCUCAACUACAACAAUCGGGAACGGUAAUAGAUCCAUCAUGGUUGUCAUACUCACCAAGGAUUAUUGAUCCGCCAAAAGAACGCGUAGGGUUCGAGCACUAAAGGCUCGUUCUGUAUAAGUCGCAUGAAAGCAUGAAAUGAUGAUAAAAGUGGCAAAACUAAAUCAUCUGAUCCGAAAGUUUUUACACCAGAACAAGAUAACAAUAAUUAGUCCGACAUUUGGAAAAUUCCUUGUGUACAUUGACAAUUCGCUAACAUUUGUCUGAAUAAUAAGUGGAUCAUUCAACAUAAACAUUCAAUUCAUGGAUAAAAAGAUAUGGACGAUAAUGAUUUAAGCCAUGUGUAUGGACCAAUCAACCCUAAUCAAUCACGAUGACGAAGAUCUACAAAUAUCACAAUAUAUGAUGAUAAUUUCAACACUGCAAAGGUACGUAAAAGUUUGUUUCCUCCACGUCCAAAACAGAAAAAAAAAUUACGAUUUGAUGUGGCGAAAAAGGAUGGUGAUUUAUCAGAUAGCAGUUCGUCAUCAACAUCAAGUAUAAUAACAAAAAGUACAAACAUCUGGAAGUGCCUCUGAAUCAGACUUUAUGUUUGAUGAAACGGGUAGGGAUCGUAAUCAAUUCGUAAAAUCCAAAAACCAAGUAUUUCAGCGACACACAUUCUCAAAGUGCAGUGCAAAACUUGAGAGAGGAGUCUCGAGGUCAUGUAAGAAAAAUGUUUUUCUGAAAAAUAAUAAAAGAAAAUUUCAAGAUAACACGCAAUCGUUCUGCGGAAAAAAGAGACGUGAUGAAGUUGGUGCGAAUGAUGCAUCCAAUUGUACCUCCGUUCAAAUGACAGUUUUCAAAGAUUCGGGAUUCAGUUCAUCAUCAAGCCAAGAAAUAGUUCCCCUUGAGGAAAAACAAACUCUUUUCGAGGAAAAUUCUAGCCACGAUGUAUGUAGAAUAUCUAAAAUCAUACAAACGCCCUCUAGACAGAAUCAUACGCUUUUGAAGCAAAGUCUUUCAUAUACAACUUUGUCACAAGUAUCCAGCGUCUCCACGAAUUCGGUUUCGAGUAGCUACAAAGAAGAUGACACUAAUAAUGAAGAUAAAUCGGAUGUUUUUUGUGAAUCACAAUCGCCCAACUUCAACCUGGUUGACUCCAAUUCAGGGGGCAGUUUAGGUGAUUGUAUGUUUUGUUUAUCCGAACCUAAGAAUAGUGUAUUUGUUCACAGUAAUUUUGUACAUUUGUGUUGUUGUUACAAAUGUGCUGUUAAAAUAUGGAAACAAAGGAAAGCUUGUCCCAUUUGUAACUGUAAGGUCAAAAAUGUAAUGAAAUUAUUUGUUCACUGAACUUUUAAAGCUUUCAGUUCUCCUAUAAUUUCUAUAUCUUCACCUUCUUUACUAUUCAAAUUGUUAUAAGUAAAAAAACUAGAGGGAAUUUCGUAUAGUUGUUUCAGUAUGAAUCAUUUAACUUGGUCCGCCUCAAAAAAAAAUAGCAACUGGAGGUUUGUGUGAAUAUAACGAGUAACGCUGACGGGUUGGCAAUAUGCUUGUGUGCCAACCCCUAUACCAUCACAAGAGAUGGUUGUUAACUGUUAAAGUAAAUAUAAUAAAAAAGGCUGAAGAAUUUUGUCAUUUUCCGUUGGUACCAAAAGUAAUGAAAAUUAUUAAUUAUAGCAAAGCCCAAUAAUUGCAUUGAGAAUUUCAUAUGCAAAAAUAACGUGGCAUUAUUUCUUUGCAAGUGCAUUUCAAGACGCAUUUGAAAAUUAUCGAUUCCUAUGGAAAUAUAUGAGAGACAUAAUAUAUAUGUGUAUAUAUAAUUAUGAGAAUUACAUUUGUGCAAUAUGCAUGCGUUGAAUUUUUAUAACGUUUUCAAAAGUAUGGAGCUACGAACGAAGUUUGCCGAAUAAAAAGUGAAAGUUUUCAGUAAAAAAAAUAUGAGUUUGAUGUAUAAUCCGAAAUCUGGUUCCAUUGAUUAGUGCUCAAAUUAUUGCCAUUCCUAAAUCUUGCUUUUGAUAUAUUUUACACCAUGUCUCAUAGUUUUAUAUCAUAACCAUUAUACAGCAAUUCCAAAUUAUAUCGACAAAUGACAAAACAUGAGUAUUUUUGAUUCGAAUGUAAGUUUGUAUUCCGUUGAGCAAUUGGGAUUUUUUUGACUCAAGUGUAACUUUUGAAGAGGGCGUGUGGAUUUUAGUAAGAUAAAUUUGUGAUAAUUUAUAUCUCAAGAACUAUGAGUUGUAUCGAUAUACUGUCUUAGAAGGAGUUAUAGAGUACUAGCUGUACCCUGCCACGCUUUGCUGUGGCACAUUGUGCUUGCAUGGUUGAGUUCAUUUCAUUUUCAUUUUUUCAUUCAAAGGCUGAAGAAUUUUGUCAUUUUCGGUUGGUACCAAAAGUAAUGAAAAUUAUUAAUUAUAGCAAAGCCCAAUAAUUGCAUUGAGAAUUUCAUAUGCAAAAAUAACGUGACAUUAUUUCUUUGCAAGUGCAUUUCAAGACGCAUUUGAAAAUUAUCGAUUCCUAUGGAAAUAUAUGAGAGACAUAAUAUAUAUGUGUAUAUAUAAUUAUGAGAAUUACAUUUGUGCAAUAUGCAUGCGUUGAAUUUUUAUAACGUUUUCAAAAGUAUGGAGCUACGAACGAAGUUUGCCGAAUAAAAAGUGAAAGUUUUCAGUAAAAAAAAUAUGAGUUUGAUGUAUAAUCCGAAAUCUGGUUCCAUUGAUUAGUGCUCAAAUUAUUGCCAUUCCUAAAUCUUGCUUUUGAUAUAUUUUACACCAUGUCUCAUAGUUUUAUAUCAUAACCAUUAUACAGCAAUUCCAAAUUAUAUCGACAAAUGACAAAACAUGAGUAUUUUUGAUUCGAAUGUAAGUUUGUAUUCCGUUGAGCAAUUGGGAUUUUUUUGACUCAAGUGUAACUUUUGAAGAGGGCGUGUGGAUUUUAGUAAGA
This is a messenger RNA of Toxorhynchites rutilus septentrionalis, 4167 nucleotides long. Its product is annotated as E3 ubiquitin-protein ligase Mdm2-like. Bases 1837 to 2580 code for a protein of 247 amino acids. Lineage: Eukaryota; Metazoa; Arthropoda; Insecta; Diptera; Culicidae. The record is from RefSeq and is a predicted model, not a curated record. The transcript has 3 exons.